GUACUUCAGUUUAAGUUGUGCUGUGGAAUGAAAUGGCGACCACGAACAGUCUCGACGAUAUUUUGUCAACAGAAAUCGACGAAAAUGCUGUUAAUGCCCUAGUUGGUUCUUUGGAGUCACAGCUAGCCUCCACAACACAUAAGGACACUGCACAUUCUAUUUCUGAUGCUUCUAUGAACAAUAAUCAUAUAAGCAAUGCUAAUGCUCCGGUAGCAUGUACUUCAACUGUGUAUUUACAUAGCAUCCCAACACCAGCUUCGAAGAAUAUGACAAUUCAAAAUAAUGUAGCAUUAAAUAAUGCAAACAUAUCUCAUCUAAAAGCAUCUCACUCUGAUUCUCAGUUACUAGGUUUAAAUUCUAUUGUGUCAAAUGUGAAUUCCAGUGAAGGAGGUGGUUUAUCAGUUAAUGCCAAUAAUAUCAAUAGGAACUCGCCAGUGCCUGUGAAUCAUGUAAGAAUUGUUUCUCAAUCACCAACCAUUACAAACUCGCGUAAUUCACCAUCACCAUCAGUUCAAGGACAACUUAACAGUGUCAGUGUCGCAAAUGUACGCUCAUCAACGCCAAAUCAAGUUGUGAUAAACAAUGGACAAAAUUUACCAAAUGUGAAUUCUGCAAAUAGUGCUAAUUUUAAUGCAAAUGAUCAUAAACCUGUUAUAAGGUCUACACAUAACAGUCCAUUAAACCAAAUUUCUAGUCAGGAUGUGAAGCCUGGACCAACUCAAAUAGUGAAUAUCAAACACGAACCUGUUGGUUCACCCCAGACAGGGGUGUUAAGUGUGAAACAGGAGACAGGAUCUCCAAGCUCAGGAUUCGGUGUUAAGCAGGAGCACCAUUUAGCAAUACAACCUGUGCCUGGUGCACCACACAAUGUGCCUCAACCAAAUGUUCAGUUAGUGCAGGGAAAAGGACCAGUUGUUACAGGAAAUCCAAGUGUGAUUACAGUUAGGACACCUGGACAAACUCAUCCAUCACAAGUUGUUAUGCAACCUCAACUUAUCACAACUCAAUCUUCUAGUUCACAGAUGCAUGUAGUGUCUGUGAGUGGGUGCACUGUUGCAACACGUCCAACAGGAACAGUUCAAAUGACUCAAGGCAAAAAUAUUAAUCCGCGAAUGACAACUGCAGCUUUUAGACCUCAGCAAAUUAGUAUAGCACCAAGACCAGGAACAACGCAAAACACCAUUGCGCUGCCCCCUGGUGUUCAGAUACCUCCUGGAGCUCAGAUUGUACGGAAUGAGCAAGGACAACUAGUUUUUGUCAUCCAGCAACCUCCAGCAACCAGUGCAACGGGGCACCGUAUGUAUGUUAGACCCUCAAAUUCUCCUGGCCCAGGUCGCCCUCAACAGAUAGUGACAAUUCAGCCUCCUAACUCAGCCCUUGCACAGCAGGGAAUCCCCCGACAGGUCCACCUAAGCACUGUCUCUACAGCCACCCCUGUACCCAGUCUGGUCCGCACUGCCCCUCCUGGGACUGCCAUCCACUCCACGGCGUCAGGUAGGAGGCCAACAAGUGCACCUCAACAGCCCCCUGACAAUGUCAAAAAAUGCAAGAAUUUUCUGUCUACUCUCAUUAAAUUGGCUCAGAGUCAACCUCCACAAACUGUCAAAAAUGUUCGAGAACUGAUCCAGGGCCUUAUUGAUGGAAAAGUGGAGCCUCAAACAUUCACAGAGAAGUUGCAAAUAGAACUUCGAUCAUCACCUCAACCAUAUUUAGUGCCAUUCCUUAAGAAAAGUCUGCCAGCCUUGCGCCAAGCAUUAAUUGCCAAUACCAUGACAAUAGAUGGUGUCAAGCCCCCUCCCUUGGAGGUUCUUCAUCCUGUGGCAUCCAUGGCGACUCUAGUCCACCCUCAAGUUCCUCAUCCGUCCAGUCAACAUGCAGCUGUGCGAGGCCAACCAAUUAUUGGAAUUCCUAAAACUGUGACAGCAAUCUCGGGGAAAACUCAGCACCUUCCAGGUGUGGCAGGAGCACCCUCCCGGAGUUCUACCCCACACAAAGAGAAAACCAAAUAUGACUCUCUCAAGGACGAUGAUGAUAUUAAUGAUGUGGCUACCAUGGGUGGUGUCAAUCUGUCAGAAGAGAGUAAGAACAUUUUGGCCAGUAAUGCUGACUUCAUUGGGACACAGAUUCGUUCUUGUAAAGACGAGGCUUUCCUGCAUCACGGACCUUUACUUAGUAGAAUUACAGCAAUAGCCAAGAAGCAUGGGUUAGAUGACAUCUCAUCUGAUGUUGCUAAUCUGGUCUCACAUGCGACACAAGAACGACUCAGAGAUCUGCUAGAGAAACUCGACACCAUAGCUGAACAUAGGAUAGAAAUAUAUAAGAUGAAUGAUAAGUUUGAGGCUUCAAAUGAUGCCAAAUCUCAAUUAAAGUUUCUCGAGGAACUUGAUAAACUAGAAAAGAAACGGCACGAUGAUCAGGAGUGGGAGAAAAUUAUGAAGGCGGCGAAGAGUCGGUCAAAAAAUGAAGACCCUGAGCAGCAAAAGAUAAAACAAAAAGCCAAAGAGUUACAACAGGCUGAGAUAGAGAGGAUGAGGCAGGAAGAGGCCAACCAGACAGCCCUGGCAGCUAUAGGACCGAGGAAAAAGAGGAAAACAGACUUUGGAGAGAUUAGUACUACCGGAAGUGGAGGAUUUAGUGUUAGCAAUGGAGGCAGUUCUUCAUCUUCAAAAACUCAGACCAGCACACGGCAGAGAAUCAAAAGGGUGACAUUACGAGACGUUUUAUUCUUGAUGGAGCAGGAGCGCUCACUGGGCAAAUCAACUCUCUUGUACAAAACAUUCCUCAAGUGAUAACAUGUCAUGGUUUAGGCAGGUUCCAGUCGAGACCAGUUGGCUGUUCAGCAUUUCUGUGUUGAAGUGUGUGAUGUAAUUCUGUAAACCCCAGCCACAUAUAUUUUUCCAAGUUCCUCUAAGCUUGGAUAUACAGAAGUGACAGAAACUUCCAAUAUGUAGGCGACUGUCACAGGAAACAGCUGAAAGAAAGAUCUGCGCCCAGGACGACACUACUCCAUGAAAGAUAGGUUCCAUGGAGGAAGUUCCCAAAAACAGGCUGAAUUUUGUCAGCUGUGUUACUUAUUAUAAACAAAAACAAAAUACAAGACAAGAAUUUCCUGGAGGGAAUGAUUUACAGUGCUAGUGUAUGUGUGUGUGAGAAUGUGUUGAACUGAUGGGUGGUAGACAAUUCUAGUAUUAUAUGUAUUAGUAUAAGCCAUCUGCUGAGUUUCAUUCACAUAUCCAAGCUUUCCAUUCUUAAAAACCAGCAAGCUAAUACUCAUUUGUUAAUGCAGUGUAAAUGUACACGAUUUCAUUCCCUGAAGUGAAAUAUUUCUUAUAGAGGUAAGUGUUUGUAUAGAUGCACAUUCAGUGUUCAGGAUAGUCCAGUGUUAAGAGUUGAGUUCAUGAUUUGGAUUUAAUAGCCUUGUAAUAUAUGAUACAAUAUUAACACCAGAAUUUAAUGUUUAAAAAUUGACAUGUACAUAUACAUAAUAUGUGCGGUAAAAAAAUUAAAAGGCAGGAAAUUCAGUGGGGGAGGUGUGUUAAACCCUUUGUUGAAAAUGUAGAUGUCGUACAAUUCUCAAUUUUUAUGUUUGGAUAACUAUCUUAGUUUUGAACAUGUUGCUAAGCAAAUCCCCUGAGAUCUAGGGAGAGAUUGCAGAUUUAUAAAAUGUAUUAAUUCAAGUCACGUGACUGCCAGUCAUUUGUAUGUAUGAACUACAUGUAUAUUUUUUAGGGGUAAGAAAACUAUGAUUUAGGUGAGAAACUUACUGUAAGACCUUAAUGUUUUAUUAAUAUAGUGGAAGAACUACAGUACUUGACACCCUGUGAUGUUUGAUGUGAUAAUAUACAAAAUAAAAAGCAUUAAUUUAUGAUAGUGAGAUGACCAUUAUACAUAUUGCUGUACUUAGCACUGACAGAAGUCCAGCUAUUCAUUUAAUAUCAAACACUGGUAAAUCCCCAGGGAGUUUCACUCUAUAAGAUAGGCAGUGUUUUUGGAUGGGGUAAGCUAAAACUAUCUUCAUUUGAAUUUUUUCAUUCAAAAGUUGUUUUUUUUCUUGUGUGUAUCAGAUCAAAUUUACUUAUUAACCGUCUCACCAAAAAAAAAAGAAAUCUUUGCCAAAUACUUACAAGUUUGGAGGCUGAUAUGUUGAAGAAUUCUGUUAUAUAAGGCAGCAUGGGUGAAAAACCUCUACACUUCAGAAAGAAUUUUUUAGUAAAGGCCCCUAACUUUGUGUUAAUAAUUUUAUAUGUAAAUUUAUCUUCACUAAUCUGUAAAUUUACAUGUUAAUCAGAGCUGGCAAUUUCUUCCAUUGCAUAGACUAAAUUGCAUUAACUUAAUUUUAUGCCAGGAUUGCUGGCAACCUAAUUGAAUGUAUACAUUUGAUUCUAUAAUAUCUUUUGCUUGCUCCACAUUAAGUAUUAACACAUCAGCUUUCUCUGUGGUUAGCAAUAUAGACCCUUAAGGUCUCUUGGUCUAUAAACUGGCAUAACAGGAUUUGUGGCAAAGACAAGGUACCCCAGUUAGUGUGGGUGACGAAGGCAGCUUCAGGAGUUCAGAAUAUGUUUUGCUGAUUUUACCCCUAGUAAUUGCUGUAGAAUUGAUGAUCUCUUAGCCAGUUAAGGGAUUUUAUAAAACUGCUAUGUUACUUGUAUCAUUCAAGGCAAGAUUCAAGUGUGUGUAUUUGCGUGUGUGUGCAUUGAAAUUUACUGUAUUUCAUUUUGUGUAAUCACAGCAGUGUGUGUGUGUAUACUAUGUUUCACCAUAGUAAAUAACAAUGGUUAAAUAAUUUAUUGAUAAUGGUGUGUACAAAUAAAUCAAUGUUGUGCAUCCUGUGUUUUGUACAGAUACAUUUAUAUUUUAUACAGUGUUACAUAUUUUGAAGCUAAUUUUAUUUGUAAAUAUCGAUCACAUGACAGUCAUGUGACAAGGCGGCCUCAGCCUGUAAAACAUCUCAAACAGUAGUGAAUUAUUUAUCUACUAUUGAAUUUACAUGUAUAUCCAAUGAUAUGGGAGUUGUCAUUUUGUUUUAAAGUAUAUAAUAGAAAAAUUAUGUGAAAAUUUAGUUUUCAAACUGAUUGGAUAUCUAUGGAACUAAUAAAACUGAAAUGCUA
Molecule: messenger RNA, 5108 nt
Organism: Saccostrea echinata
Lineage: Eukaryota; Metazoa; Mollusca; Bivalvia; Ostreida; Ostreidae
Product: transcription initiation factor TFIID subunit 4-like
Exons: 14
Coding region: 33-2789 (918 amino acids)
Biological process (GO): DNA-templated transcription; transcription initiation at RNA polymerase II promoter
Cellular component (GO): transcription factor TFIID complex
Molecular function (GO): RNA polymerase II general transcription initiation factor activity; DNA binding; protein heterodimerization activity
Source: RefSeq, a predicted model, not a curated record